AAAACCCCCUUCUGUCUCAAGAACAGUGCUGGUUUCUUCUCAGAACCUUGAGGUCAUUGGCCAUCAUGUCCAUCAAUAGGGUGGCUGUGGGUCUGCUGGCCCUGCUGCUGGUUUGCUGUGUCAGAGCUGAGGAGGAGCCUGUGGCUGAGGAGAAUUCUGCUGAAUUGUCUGUUGGCGAGCUGUUGGAGAGAGCUAACAGAGGCAUCGUUCGAGGUCCUGAUGAGCCAAAGGUUGUUGGAGACAUUGCUGUUGAUGAUGAAAACGAUGUGAGGAACGCUGAUCCCUGCACCUCCCAAGGAUGCAUGUGGCCCAAGUCCAGCAACGGACUGGUCUACAUCCCAUACGUCAUUGCCAACCACUUCACCUCCCGUGAGCUGCAGGUCAUUCAGCGUGGUCUAGACUCCUUCUCCUCUGUUUCCUGCAUCCGCUUCACACCACGCUCCAACCAGAGAGACUACAUCAGCAUUGAGUCCCGCAGCGGAUGCUACUCUUAUGUCGGACGCCGUGGUUACGCCCAGACUGUGUCUCUGGACCGCAAUGGCUGCAUUUACCACAACACCGUGCAGCACGAGCUGCUCCAUGCUCUGGGAUUCAACCAUGAACAGUGCCGUAGUGACCGUGACAACCACAUCCGUGUUGUGUGGGAGAACAUCAUUGACAGCUAUAAGUACGCCUUUGACAAGAUCAACACUCUAAACCAGGGAACUCCCUACGACUACAACUCUGUCAUGCAGUACCACAGGACUGCUUUCUCUAAGAAUGGUCAGCCCACCAUGGUCCCCAUCCCCAACAGCAAUGUGUCUUUCGGUCAGGGAACCCAGAUGAGCCAAAAUGACAUUACCAGACUCAACAGGCUCUACAAGUGCUAAAGAGAGCUGUGUUGGUCCACCAAGGAGACGCCACAGACGAGCAGUGAAGAUUUGUGUCUAUGUCUGCUCACAUAUGGAGAUCUUUUCAUGACUAUGUAAUUAACAGAAGAAAUAAAAUGUUUUAAAAGUGAAUAUUAA
Molecule: messenger RNA, 1007 nt
Organism: Colossoma macropomum (tambaqui)
Lineage: Eukaryota; Metazoa; Chordata; Actinopteri; Characiformes; Serrasalmidae
Product: low choriolytic enzyme-like
Exons: 10
Coding region: 66-869 (267 amino acids)
Biological process (GO): proteolysis
Molecular function (GO): metalloendopeptidase activity; zinc ion binding
Source: RefSeq, a predicted model, not a curated record